AUGGCGGAGGAAGCUGACGCGCAAUUCCGGAAUGAGGUUCGCUGCUUGGCAGCUGCGCAGGCGGAAUGUGCGAACAAAGCUGCAGAACAGAUGCAGGAGAUGCGUGUCGUGCAGUCGGAAGGGCAACUGCAGCAGAGCUCAUUCGAAUCUCAGACUGCUGCAUUGCGUUCACAAGUUUCGGGUCUUCAGGAGGCAAUUGUUCAACGAGAGGCGCAAGCCCGUGAGUUGCAGGACCGGUUGCAGAUGCAGAAGCAGAUGUUGGAGGACGCCGGCGCUCAAUUUCGUCACGAGGCUCGCUGCUUGGAUGAGGUCCGCGCCAUUGGUCGGGAGACGGCUGCAGAGCAAAGGCUGGAGUUGCGCGUGCUGCAUUCGGAAGAGCAGAUGCAGCGGAGCGCAUGGGAAUCACAGAAUGUUGCGCUGCAUUCAGAGAUUUCGGUUCUUCAAGAAGCAAAUGCCCAACGGGAUGUACGAGCGCGUGAGCUACAUGGCCAGCUGCACAAACAAGAGCAGACUGCGGAGGAAGCUGACUCGCAGUUCCGUCAUGAGGUUCGCUGCUUACAAGAUGUGCGGAUGGAAUGUGCGAGCAAAACUGCAGAAGAGAUGCAGGAGAUGCGUGUUGUUCUUUCGGAAAGGCAACUGCAGCGGAGCGCGUGGGCAUCGCAGAAUGCUGCGUUGCAUUCAAAGAUUUCGGCUCUUCAAGAAGCAAAGGCCCAGCAGGAUGCACGAGCGCAUGAGCUACAGGGCCAGUUACACAAGCAGGAGCAGACGGCAGAGGAAGCCAACGCACAGUUGCGUCAUGAAGUUCGCUGCUUAGAAGAUGUGCAGGCGGAAUGUGCGAACAAGGCUGCAGAACAGAUGCAGGAGAUGCGUGUCGUGCAGUCGGAAGGGCAACUGCAGCGGAGUGCAUUGGAAUCUCAGACUGCUGCAUUGCGUUCACAAGUUUCGGGUCUUCGAGAAGCCCGGUGUCAGUGGGACAUUCAACUUCGCGAGCUGGAGGCCGCCCUCCUGCAAGCUGAAGCGCAUGCAGCUGAGCAGAAGGGACAGUUCAUGGAACAGCAACACUCAUUAGAGGUAGCAGAGGUGCAACUCCAUCUCAAGUUGGAGAUGUGCGAAGCCACAGAGAGCAGAACCAAGCACCAACACGUGCAAGCGGAGUCGCGCGAACUGAGUGUGGAAUGUCAGGAGCUCAAUACCAAAUGGUUGGGUGCAACAGAGACCAUUGGAUGUCUGGAACUGGACAUGCAAAAGCUCGAGUCCCAGGCUGAGAGAUUACGUGCAGAAGCCGACGCUCACGAGUGCCUUGUCGCAUCGGAGCGAGAGGAGUCGACCUACAAACAAGCGCUGGCAGCAUCGCGAGCAGCCAGUUACGAGCAAGAAGAAGAUCUUUGCCAAAUGCGGCAGAAAGCGUUGGAGUCGCAAAAUGAAGCUCUGCAAUCUUGGUGCUCUUCGUUGCAAGAACAGAACUUGCAGUUGCAAAGUGUGCGGACACAAGAUGAGAUGCGCUGGCUCUCAGAGUGCAGGGAAACAGAUUUGCUCCGACAACGCUUGCUUGAAGCACACGAGUUGCAAGCAGGCGCUUCUGGUCGGGAACCAACUCUAUGUGAAGAGGUCAGCUGCCUGAGAGAAGCCAAUGCAGCCUUCGAGGACACCGUGGGUGAGAUCAAAUGUCGCCACCGGCAGAUGCAAGAAGAGUCAGAACGCCGCCGGUCAGAAUGCGAAGAACUCACUGCAUGCUGGCUGUCUGCCUGUGAGGAGGUUGACUCCAUGCAGCUUGGCAUGUGGCAGCUGAAGGCCCAAGUCGAGAAUGCACAGAAGAAGAGCGAACAACUGGUGGUUGAUUGCAAAGCCUUCAAGAAAGAGCGCGCUGAAAGUCACGAGCAGAGUGCCAGGUUGCAGCUGCAGGUGCGUCAGUGUCGCACGCAGUUAGCGGCGCUUCAGCAAGAGGUCGUGAUGGAAGGGUUGAGUUUCGUGCGUCCGGACAGCCAAGUGCAGAGGACCAUCUGGGAAUCGCGGAAUGCAGAACAGCGUUCACAAGUUCCGGGUAUUGUAACUGUUCAUCAAGCAGCACGAGCCGCGCAAGCCUAUGAGUUGCCGGACCAGCUGCAGACAGACAAGCAAUUGUCGGAAGAAGUGCAAGCAGCAGAGCAGUUGCGCCGAUUUUCCCGCCAGUCCUUUUGGGGCCCAGCCGGCGGCCACACCACAACGGGAUCAACGAGGUCCUCCGGUGGUGUUUGCCGCUGUCGUAUGCUGCUUCGAAAUGCUUGCUUGGUCAUUUGGCGACACUGGACGGUGGAGAGGAAGUAUGCACAACGCCACGCAGUUACUUUGAAUGUGGAAAGAUGGCCCCUGGCCUUGGCGUUCACGGUCUGGGCAAGGUCGAGUGAGACUGCGACAUUUCGCAUCCGCCAUGGGCUGCGUCUGUUGUACGCCGCAGUGCUGAGUGCACAGCGACGAUGUUUGCUCCAGGCAACCCGCUGCCUGCUGGGCCGCUCCAAAGACACCGUGCUGGUAGCUCUCACGGAUGCAGCCUCUGCGCAAAGUGACAGAACGUACCAGCGAAGACGUAGUGUGGUUGAUCGAUUUGUGGUUGGGCACCUUCCAGCGCGUCGCAGAGUGCUGGAGCUUGCCUUGCGCGCUUGGCGAGACGCAUCAUGCACUUACCAGACCUGUGGCAAUCAAACUGGAAGGCAGCCCUCAGCUCUCCAGUCAAAGGAUGGCAGAUUUUCACAUGUCGACGAGAUCCGGACGAGAGUCUGCGAAAGCAAGCCGAAGACAAAGGCUUCAAUUCCAACCAUGCCGUUGUUGCAGGCAAUGUCUGCUUGGCGAGGAGUCGUUCGAGCUCGGAGGGCCAGAAACAAGUCCUGA
Molecule: messenger RNA, 2865 nt
Organism: Symbiodinium sp. CCMP2456
Lineage: Eukaryota; Dinophyceae; Suessiales; Symbiodiniaceae
Source: the annotation of a GenBank genome assembly